UUUGGUGUGAUCAGGAAGGGUCUCUCCAGCUUCUACUCUGGCAAGUCCAAGUCGUUCACAAGCCUCGCCGAGGCCACGUCGACGGUGGCGGCGGCCAAGGAGCUGGCCAAGCCAGAGAACCCCUUCAACAAGCACCGCCGGAUCCUGGCCAACUGGUCCCGGCGAGCCUCCUGCAGCUCGCUCACCAUGGCCACCUAUCUGCCCCCUCUCCUGGCCCCAGACCACGCCGUAGCCGAGGGGGACGAGGGCGAAGAGGACGACUCCGACGACGAGGAGGAGGAAUGCAAUCAGCUGCCGCACCGCGGCAAGAAUGUUCGGGACGCGCCGGCAUUGCCGUUGCCUCCCCCUAGGCUCCUCGGUGUUGGCAUGCAGAGGAGGAAUGGCCUUGGGAGCUUCAGAUCUCCAAGGUCCUUCUCACUGUCCGAUCUGCAAAGUAGCAGUACUGAUGGUAGUGAUUAGCAGCUGCAAAUUUGCUUCCAGCUUUGGCCCCUCUUUGGCCAGUAGAGAUUAGUAGCCACUUAUAUAUACUAUAUAAUUGCAGUGUAUAAGAUCCAAGUCUGUUGUGUUCAUCCUGGCUUUCUUUGACCUCAGAAGUUGUGUACUCCUAUGAACUGACCUAACCUGGUAUCAUUGACUAA
This is a messenger RNA of Panicum virgatum (switchgrass), 638 nucleotides long. RefSeq lists its product as uncharacterized. The annotation marks the transcript as partial. Lineage: Eukaryota; Viridiplantae; Streptophyta; Magnoliopsida; Poales; Poaceae. The transcript has a single exon. The record is from RefSeq and is a predicted model, not a curated record.